GGUGAUUCGUUGAAGUCACCAGUACCAAUCUGGAAUGGCUUCUACGGAAGUCGAUUCCCGCUUAGGUCGAGUUGUUAUCCCAGCUUUGGACAAGGUCAUUAAGAACGCCUCCUGGCGUAAGCACUCCAAGCUCGCUCACGAGUGCAAAUCCGUCAUCGAACGCCUCAGAUCGCCCGAAAAUUCCUCUCCCGUUGCCGACUCUGAUUCUGGAUCCUCCAUUCCUGGACCACUUCACGACGGAGGAGCCGCCGAAUACUCUCUCGCCGAGUCCGAGAUCAUCCUCAGCCCUCUCAUUAACGCCUCCUCCACCGGCGUUCUCAAAAUUGUCGAUCCGGCCGUUGAUUGCAUCCAGAAGCUUAUUGCUCAUGGCUAUGUUCGCGGUGAGGCCGAUCCCACCGGCGGACCUGAGGCGCUACUCCUUUCCAAGCUCAUCGAAACCAUCUGCAAAUGUCACGAGCUAGACGACGAAGGACUCGAGUUGCUCGUGCUGAAGACGCUCUUAACUGCGGUCACUUCAAUUUCCCUGAGGAUCCAUGGAGAUUCUUUGCUACAGAUCGUCAGGACUUGUUAUGGCAUCUACUUGGGAAGCAGAAACGUGGUUAACCAGGCGACUGCUAAGGCCUCGCUCGUGCAGAUGUCUGUUAUCGUCUUCAGAAGAAUGGAGGCAGAUUCUUCCACUGUCCCCAUUCAGCCCAUCGUCGUGGCCGAGCUGAUGGAGCCCAUGGACAAAUCCGAAUCAGACCCAUCUACGACGCAGUCUGUUCAAGGUUUCAUUACCAAGAUUAUGCAGGAUAUUGACGGAGUCUUCAAUUCAGCUAACGCCAAGGGCACAUUCGGCGGCCAUGACGGGGCCUUCGAGACUUCAUUGCCUGGGACUGCCAAUCCUACAGAUUUGUUGGAUUCUACUGAUAAGGAUAUGUUGGAUGCCAAGUACUGGGAGAUCAGUAUGUAUAAGUCGGCCCUAGAGGGAAGAAAAGGGGAGCUGGCCGAUGGAGAAGUAGAGAAAGACGAUGAUUCUGAGGUUCAGAUUGGGAAUAAGCUGAGAAGAGACGCCUUCUUGGUUUUCAGGGCACUUUGCAAGCUGUCCAUGAAGACGCCUCCAAAAGAAGAUCCAGAGUUGAUGAGAGGGAAGAUUGUGGCUCUCGAGUUAUUGAAGAUUCUGCUAGAGAAUGCCGGUGCUGUCUUUAGAACCAGCGAUAGGUUCUUAGGCGCCAUCAAGCACUUGGUUUCGAGAUUUCGUGCUGGGCUGAAGGCAGAGAUUGGGGUGUUCUUCCCUAUGAUUGUUCUAAGAGUAUUGGAGAAUGUUGCUCAACCUGAUUUUCAACAGAAGAUGAUAGUGCUUCGUUUCCUGGACAAGCUCUGCGUUGAUUCACAGAUUUUGGUAGAUAUCUUCAUCAACUAUGAUUGCGAUGUCAACUCAUCCAAUAUAUUCGAGAGGAUGGUCAAUGGUCUCCUUAAGACUGCUCAAGGAGUGCCUCCUGGUAUAGUUACUACCUUGUUGCCACCUCAGGAAGCAUCUAUGAAGCUUGAAGCCAUGAAAUGCUUAGUUGCUGUUUUAAGAUCUAUGGGAGACUGGGUGAAUAAGCAGUUGCGUCUUCCAGAUCCUUAUUCGGCAAAAAUAAUAGAAAUUGAUGAUAGAAAUCUUGAAGAAGGAAGUCAUCCGGUGGAAAAUGGUAAGGGGGAUGGAGGCCAUGGUGGUUUUGAAAGAUCAGAAUCUCAGUCUGAAUUGUCCAGUGGGACUUCUGAUGCCUUAGCAAUAGAGCAGCGCCGAGCUUACAAGCUUGAACUUCAGGAAGGUAUUUCUAUUUUCAACCAGAAACCUAAGAAAGGCAUUGAAUUUUUAAUCAAGGCAAACAAGGUGGGGGACUCGCCAGAGGAAAUAGCAGCUUUUCUCAAAGAUGCAUCAGGGUUGAACAAGACUUUGAGCGAUACUGUAAAUGUAACCCAAAGGCUUUUUUCUAGCGCUGAUACGGCAUAUGUCCUUGCUUACUCAGUCAUUUUGCUCAACACAGAUGCACAUAACCCUAUGGUGAAGAGCAAGAUGACAGCUGAUGGUUUUAUUAGAAAUAAUCGUGGUAUAGAUGAUGGGAAAGAUUUGCCUGAGGACUAUCUACGUGCAUUAUAUGAAAGGAUAUCUAGAAAUGAGAUAAAGAUGAAGGACGAUGGUUUGGGUCCGCAACAGAAGCAGCCGACAAACUCAAGUAGAUUACUUGGCUUAGAUACUAUCUUGAAUAUUGUUGUUCCUAGGCGAGGUGACGAUAUGUACAUGGAGACCAGUGAUGAUCUUAUCAGGCAUAUGCAAGAGAGGUUUAAAGAAAAAGCUCGCAAAUCUGAGUCAGUUUAUUAUGCAGCCUCGGAUGUGGUUAUACUCAGAUUUAUGGUUGAGGUUUGUUGGGCUCCUAUGUUGGCAGCUUUCAGUGUUCCACUUGACCAGAGUGAUGAUGCAGUAAUUACAACAUUAUGUCUGGAGGGUUUCCACCAUGCCAUCCAUGUCACUUCUGUAAUGUCCUUAAAAACGCACAGAGAUGCUUUUGUGACUUCACUAGCAAAAUUUACUUCCCUCCACUCUCCUGCUGAUAUCAAGCAAAAAAACAUUGAAGCCAUAAAGGCAAUAGUAAAACUGGCGGAGGAAGAAGGUAACUAUCUACAAGAUGCUUGGGAGCAUAUACUGACUUGUGUUUCACGGUUUGAGCAUCUUCAUCUCUUGGGGGAAGGAGCGCCUCCUGAUGCCACUUUCUUUGCAUUUCCUCAAACCGAGUCAGGAAACUCUCCACUGGCUAAGCCAAAUUCCGUACCUGCAGUUAAAGAAAGAGCACCUGGAAAACUUCAGUAUGCUGCAUCUGCUGUGAUAAGGGGAUCCUACGAUGGUUCCGGUGUUGCUGGAAAGGCUUCUAAUACAGUGACAUCUGAACAGAUGAACAACUUGAUAUCUAAUCUGAACUUGCUAGAACAAGUUGGUGACAUGAGUCGGAUAUUUACUCGUAGUCAAAGAUUGAAUAGUGAAGCCAUAAUUGACUUUGUUAAGGCCCUCUGCAAAGUUUCCAUGGAUGAGUUACGAUCUCCAUCUGAUCCACGGGUCUUCAGCCUAACAAAGAUUGUGGAAAUAGCGCACUAUAACAUGAACCGCAUAAGACUUGUCUGGUCGAGCAUCUGGCAUGUGCUCUCCGAUUUCUUUGUGACUAUUGGCUGUUCUGAUAACCUCUCCAUUGCAAUAUUUGCUAUGGAUUCUUUGCGCCAGCUGUCUAUGAAGUUCUUAGAGCGGGAAGAGUUGGCAAAUUAUAACUUCCAAAAUGAAUUUAUGAAACCUUUUGUUGUUGUCAUGCGCAAAAGUGGUGCUGUUGAGAUCAGGGAAUUGAUUAUACGAUGUGUCUCACAGAUGGUUUUAUCCCGUGUUGACAAUGUUAAGUCGGGAUGGAAGAGUAUGUUCAUGAUUUUCACGACAGCAGCACAUGAUGCACAUAAAAAUAUUGUGUUCCUGUCUUUUGAAAUGGUUGAGAAGAUUAUCCGAGACUACUUCCCACACAUCACGGAGACAGAGACAACCACCUUCACAGACUGUGUGAAUUGCCUUGUUGCGUUCACCAAUUGUAAAUUUGAGAAAGAUAUUAGUCUCCAAGCCAUUGCUUUCCUUCAAUACUGCGCAAGAAAACUUGCUGAAGGCUAUGUUGGUUCAUCACAGAGGAGGAACCCUCCAUCAUCUCCUCAGGGUGGAAAAAGUGGAAAACAAGAUAGUGGAAAGUUUCUAGAAAGUGACGAACAUUUGUAUUCUUGGUUUCCACUGUUAGCCGGUUUAUCUGAACUUAGUUUCGACCCAAGAGCAGAAAUUAGGAAGGUUGCAUUGAAAGUCCUGUUUGAUACUCUGAGGAACCAUGGUGACCAUUUCAGUCUGUCGUUAUGGGAACGGGUUUUUGAGUCUGUUUUAUUUCGGAUAUUCGACUAUGUGCGUCAGGACGUUGACCCAUCUGAGGAUGAUUCAACAGAUCAGAGAGGUUACAAUGGUGAAGUCGACCAAGAGUCUUGGCUUUAUGAGACAUGCUCGUUGGCUCUACAGCUAGUUGUAGACCUCUUUGUAAAUUUCUACAAGACAGUUAACCCUCUCCUUAAGAAGGUACUGAUGUUAUUCGUAAGCUUGAUAAAACGUCCUCACCAAAGUCUUGCUGGUGCGGGUAUUGCUGCGCUUGUCCGUCUGAUGAGAGAUGUCGGUCAUCAAUUCUCUGACGAGCAAUGGCUCGAGGUUGUGUCAUGUAUCAAAGAAGCAGCAGAUGCUACAGCUCCUGACUUCUCAUACGUUACCAGUGAAGAAUUGACGGAGGAUGUAAGCAAUGAGGACGAAACAAAUGAUAAUUCCAACGACGCACUGAGAAGAAGGAACAGGCAGCUUCAAGCUGUCGUGGCAGAUGCCAAAUCCAAAGCUUCAAUUCAGAUUUUUGUGAUUCAGGCGGUAACAGAUAUCUACGACAUGUAUCGUAUGUCUCUCACAGCCAAUCACAUGUUGAUGCUCUUCGACGCUAUGCACGGCAUUGGAUCCAACGCUCACAAAAUCAACGCUGAUCUACUCUUACGUUCCAAGCUCCAGGAGCUCGGGUUGUCCCCUGAAUCCCAAGAAGCUCCUCUGCUGCGCCUGGAGAACGAAUCUUUCCAAACAUGUAUGACCUUCUUAGACAACCUCAUCUCAGAUCAGCCUGUGGGUUACAACGAGGCUGAAAUAGAAACCCACCUCAUAAGCCUCUGCAGAGAGGUGUUAGAGUUCUACAUAAAUAUUUCAUGUUCAAAGGAGCAGUCGUCUAGGUGGGCGGUGCCCUCGGGGUCGGGAAAAAAGAAGGAGCUAACAGCGCGGGCUCCGCUAGUGGUGGCUGCAAUUCAGACACUGGGAAACAUGGGAGAGUCACUGUUCAAGAAGAACUUGCCGGAGUUGUUUCCGUUGAUAGCGACGUUGAUAAGCUGUGAACAUGGGUCAGGGGAGGUGCAAAUAGCUCUUAGUGACAUGCUUCAGACAUCAAUGGGACCUGUUGUCCUCCGCUCUUGCUGCUAAUAUCUAUCUCUCUGUAAGAUUUCUUCAUUUUCUCCCUCGAUUUUCAUCAUAAUUCUGUUUGGGUCUUCUCUUGAGUUUUUAUCACAAAAUUACUACAUUUGCUUUAUUGUUUGGUAGCCAUGGGAAGAGAUUAGCGUUCACGAGGGAUUUUUUCUUUCUUUCUUAUAUGUAAAUUGUAAAAUAUUAGACAGUCUGUGUUUUUGACACGUUGUUGCAUAAUAAGUUUAGCAAAUUUUC
Arabidopsis arenosa is the source of this 5269-nucleotide messenger RNA. The record is from the annotation of a GenBank genome assembly. Lineage: Eukaryota; Viridiplantae; Streptophyta; Magnoliopsida; Brassicales; Brassicaceae.